AUGGAUGAUCCUAAGGAUUUCAGAGACCCUUUUGGAAGACUUUUGUAUGUUCUAUCUACUGAUGUUGAAGAUGGUCUUCUUUGUACUCUGGUUCAAUUCUACAAUCCCGUCUACCGAUGUUUCACUUUUCCUGACCAUCAGUUGUUGCCUAUCAUGGAGGAGUAUGUUUAUCUUUUGGGUAUACCAGUUUCUUAUAGGGUUCCUUUUUGUGGUUUGGAAGGAAUUCUGGAGUCUCAGGUUAUAGCUCGAGCUAUUCAUCUAAAGAAAUCUGACGUAGAUGCUAAUCUCACUGUUAAAGGAAGUAUCAGAGGGUUGACUUCAAAAUUUCUAAUUGAGAAAGCCUUUUUUUUGCUAAUGAUCUUUUUGGUUGGGAAUCAUGUUCCAACUUUGCUUGGUGAUACCUAUUUAUCCAUUCAUUAUAGGACUUCUAAAGGAAACGGGACUAUUGUCUGUUGUGCACCUUUGUUGUAUAAGUGGUUUAUUUCACACUUGUCGCAGUCUCUUAUCUUCAAAGAAAACAAGGGUUGUUUAAAGUGGUCUCAAAGACUGGUGUCUCUUACCAAUGAUAACAUCACAUGGUAUUCUUUUGUUUACGACAAUGUCGAGAUUAUUGGUAGUUGUGGGGAGUUCUCUAAUGUGCCUCUUCUUGGUACACAAGGAGGAACCAACUACAGUCUGACUUUAGCAAGAGGUCAAGUUGGGCUCGCUAUGAGGGACAAACCUAAUAACACUUUGUUAGAAGGUUUAUUUUUCCAAGAAGGGAAAUACACUCAAGAAUUGAAGGCUAGGAUGGUGAAUGCUUGGCACAAUAUUCAUAGGAAAGGAAAAAGUGAGCUUGGAUUAAAGAAUAAUGUAGCUUUGGAGCCUUACACUAGUUGGGUGAAGAAGAGAGCAACAGAAUUAAAUAUGCCUUACGCUUAUAAGAGGCCUAUGUAUUUAGUAGUGGUCAAAUCACUCACUAUUAAUAUUGAAUGCAUAGAGGAUAUGCAAGAAGCUUUGGUUAGGAUGAAACAAGUUGUCUCACCAGUACAAACUCGUGCUAAUCAACUGAAAAGGAUGGAUCGUUUAGAGCAAGAGAAUCGUGAACUCUAUAAGGAAGUGACUACUCUUGAAAGAAAGUUUGGAAAGGCUCACUGUUAUAAUGGAAGUUCUGGUGACUGCCCAGAAUCAGCCUCCUCCUCCUCCUCAGACUCCACUUUAGAGGAUUAUGAUUUCUGA
Molecule: messenger RNA, 1218 nt
Organism: Lathyrus oleraceus (garden pea)
Lineage: Eukaryota; Viridiplantae; Streptophyta; Magnoliopsida; Fabales; Fabaceae
Exons: 3
Coding region: 1-1218 (405 amino acids)
Source: RefSeq, a predicted model, not a curated record